CCGCAUAUUUGUAGCUGUUAAAGUGAUACCCAGUGGUGGUUGGUGGGGAGGUUUGAAAAUGAAAAUCUAGCCAUGAAUCGAAUGGUUCGUGGUUUACAUUGUUGUGUACUCAGAAGCAUCACAUUGAAUACAGCGAGUCUCCCAAAACUAGCUGCCGCUGUCACGUUUACUCUUUGAAACCCGUGUUUUAUCCCAAGGUAAAUUUGGGCAAGUUAAAGUGGUAUCCGUGGGAAAAAUCCAGGCUACUGAUUGGUUCCCUGAAUUGUCUGGCCAGUCCGUAUCACUGGAGUAGCCAGAAUAGCGACCUGCAAGGAAUAAAACUUCACGUGCACCACACUGGCUGUAUGACGUCUUGUGCACCCAGGUCAUUAAUGAGAUGCAGCAGAGGCUGAGCGUGAGGAACCUCCCACCGUGCCGAGAGAUCCGGGAGCUUCCGUUCCGCUGCCCGCGGUGCGGGGAGCGGGAGAGGUUCCGCAGCCUGUCGUCCCUGCGGGCUCACCUGGACUACAGCCACGCCUACCACACGCUGCACGACCUGGGCCCCGGCAGCAGGUGGCGCCCUGCGGACGCCGCGCCGCUGCCGGACGGCCGGAGGGCCAGGGAGGGCCGCUGCACCGAGAGGUGCAAGAGCGCAGAGACGCGUCGCCCGGGAGACGAUAACGACGGCGGCGGCAACGCCACCGCCACCACGGGGAAGGGGCGCUCGAAACACGGCGAGGUGACUGUGAAGGAGGUGCAGGGGGAGGAGCAAGGGGAGGAGAAGGAGAAGGAGGAAGGGGGAGGGGCGCCCGAGGGGGCGGCAGCAGUGGCGGUAGUGGCGGUGGGGGCGGAGCCGGCAGGGGCGGAGUUGGCGGGGGCGGAGCCACCGGGGGCGGAGCCAGGCGCCCGCUUGCGCCGCAGGCUGCAGGACAUGCUGCGGGCGACGGACGGCACGGCGGAGCGGAGGCUGCUCAGCGUGAGCACGGAGCUGGCGCGGGCCGACUCCGAGCUCCUGCGCCACCGCGCCCGCUCCCAGCACCUGGCGCAGGUGAAGCAGGAGCUGUGCCAGCGGGAGAGGGCGCUCACCCGCCAGGUGGACUCCGCCGUCAUGGUGAUCGCCACCCUGCGCCAGCAGCUCUGCGCUUCCCAGCAGGAGCUGGAGAGGAAGGAACAGGAAGUUAUAACAAUUCAUCACUUUCUGGAAACAGCUGUCCAGCACGAGAUGUGUGGGAAAGUUCGGCUGCAGAGCUUCAUCGAGAACCUCUUGCAGCGCAUCAGCCUGGCGGAGAGGCUUUUGAAAUACUAUCAGAGCUCUUCCAGCCAGCCCAACUGCACAGCUCACUGUAUGUCCCACACCAUUGAAAAUGGACCUCUGAGAAUAACCAAAAGCAGGUCGGCUGGUGGCCUCCUGACGUCAGAGGACCCCACGGAGACGAGGGAACCUUCCGAUCGGAAAGGGCGGCCUUUCACGAAAUCCCCGAGAGAGAGCCAGGGACACUCCCCCGACUACAAGCCGGGAGAAGGGAAGGGCCAGCACAGACAGUUGGCCCGCUACGAGGCCUAAGUGAUCUUGCCCAGUGCGGGUGAGCCCUCCAGUGCACCGAUCCAGAUUAUUCCAGAUUGUAGCGUAGCGCCACGGGAAAAUUGGUCUUCAUAUAGACACAUCUCUGAAUGUAGCAAAAUAUUUAAUUGAUUGUUUAAUGUCAUUGCAUAUCGGACAUCAUGUUAUCAGCUGGGAUAGGGGACUGUGUUCCUUUCUCAAAACAGUUGUUUUUGCCAAAUGCUGUUUAUCAUUCACCAUAUGGGGCGGGUUUCUUGUGUUUAGAAUGUCACAUGCUUCAUUAAAGGUGUGAAUGUUCGUAUGCUUUUAUAAGAGCUCAGUCUUACCGAUAGGAUAACCUUAUGAUAUUUAUUUAUUGUUGUCUUGUUUAUAGUGUACUUUGUAUUUCUUUGAUACUGUGUAUUCAGUCAAAUUAAACAGUGGAUAUUUGGUAACUAAAGGUGAUUGUAUACUAGAGUUUUCUGAAUGCAUUUUUAAUAGUGCUGUCGUUAUUAUGAUAUUGUCGUUUAUAUGCUUUUUGCUGUUCAAUUCUGAAUAUAGAGCAAUACUGUGCAAUAGGAAAAAAUAUAUAUUUUUCUCUAAACUGAUACUCCUCUAUGUCCAACACUGUGUUUAUACUGGAAAUGGUAAAAUGCCAAUGACUGCUAAUUUUCACUCAUAUUAAUACUGAUGAAUAUUUAGUAAUCCUUAGAAUCUGAUACUGUGAUCUUAUGGUUUUGUUGUAUAUACCUCUGGUAGGUUUAUUUUUUCAGAUAGCCGGAUACUUUUGGCUCAGCUUUUCAGAAAUAUUUUUAGAAUCACUAUAUUAAAUGCAUGACCUGGUGAUUUGCAUAUUGUUGGAUCUGCAUGUGCUUCUUUAGAUGGUAAAACCUGUAUUGCGAUAUAAUAUCUUGCACUAUGUACUGUGGACCAAAUAUAUUUUUGUGGUGAAAAUUCUGUCGGUGCAUAAACAACAAUGCAGGUUUCUAUAUAAAACAGUACACCUGACAAUCAGACAGAUAAAGCAAAUGUGCCAACUUUGUGGUUAGUUUUGUCUCUCGACUAUUGUGUAAUAUCUCAUAAUGGGUAUAUUGAUAUUAAAUAUGAUAUAAUAUAUAUUAUAAAAUCUGAUAUUUUUGAUGUUGAGUCCUGUUGGCUUUGCAUUCUGCGUUUUAAGUGGGCAAUGUACAACACUAGUCCCUUGUGUAUGUGUGCCUUCAAUUGGGGGGGAAAAAUGUAGCCUUUGAAACACUGUGAGAAACACAACUCUGUAUUCUUAAUUAAAAAUUGUGUUGCUCUCCGUCAAAUCAUAAAGAAUAAAAUUUAAAAUGAUGUC
This is a messenger RNA of Anguilla anguilla (European eel), 2855 nucleotides long. RefSeq names its product zinc finger protein 365 (gene znf365). The record is from RefSeq and is a predicted model, not a curated record. Bases 377 to 1543 code for a protein of 388 amino acids. Gene Ontology annotation, biological process: regulation of neuron projection development; regulation of DNA strand resection involved in replication fork processing; regulation of double-strand break repair via homologous recombination. NCBI's taxonomy places the organism in Eukaryota, Metazoa, Chordata, Actinopteri, Anguilliformes, Anguillidae. The transcript is spliced from 5 exons. Gene Ontology annotation, cellular component: centriolar satellite.